UCAGGCCCCGCCCCCGACGCCCGGGCCCGGUUGGAUGAUGGCGGUCGGGCGCGCCGCCGGCCUGGGCCUGCACCUGGCGGCGCUGCUCUGGUACUUGGCGGUCUUGCGCCAGAACGUGGCGAUCACCGCCGGCGGCCGGCACAUCGGCGUCGCCUCGUAUGGCGGGCGCUGGAAAUACCUCACCUUCAUCAACCUGGUUCUGCAGACCAGCUUUUUCGGAGUGUGCAUCCUCACAGAUCUCCUGAGGCUCCUUCCUCAGCCCAGUAAAAGAGUGCAGCACUUCACCUGCCGCAUCACUGUUCUACAGGACUGGCUCUUCUCGGCUCUGGCAUUCCCUGUGGGCUUUUUUGUCGUCAUGAGUUUCUGGUUGAUAUAUGCCUAUGAUCGUGAGCUCGUUUUCCCAAAGUUUCUUGACCAGAUCAUCCCAAUGUGGCUUAACCACGCCAUGCACACUGUGGUUCUGAUGCUACUGAUGGCGGAGCUAAUCAUUGUGCCACAUCACUGUCCCAAUCGGAAGGGAGGCAUCGCAGUUCUUGUUACUUUCUGCAGCUGUUAUUUACUGUGGGUCCUUUGGAUCCACCACAUCUCAGCCAUCUGGGUGUACCCCAUUCUGGAGGUGUUGAGCCCUAUUGCCAUGGGAAUCUUCCUUACUAUCGCUGUUCUUGUAAUAGUCUCACUGUACAUCGUGGGAGAGAAACUGCAUCACUGGAGAUGGGGUUCUGUGGAAUCGAUGAAGAAGCUGAAAUGAACAGCUCGGAAUUCCUAAUAUGAACAUGGCAGGUGUACGGUUUUUGUUGGGUGAUUGCUGCCGUCUCUUUAACCAAUUACGAUACGGAUUGACAACAAUAGUCUGAUGCUUCUCUCUCUCGCUCUCUGUCAUUUUUCUAUUCAAGAUGGAAUUCCAUUCGAGCUUCCUGUGGUGCCAUCAGUCUCCCAACUACUGACUCAUUCCCUACAUCAGUCACGUAGAGGUAAUAGCAAGGGAUAUCUAGUGCCACUAGAAUCAGGGAUGGGGCUCAGAAACUGGUCACUGGGUUUAGUGCUGCCACAAGCCCCACUCCUGUAAUCCCAGCCUUUGUCGCCAGCAUUUAACUCUGGCAAGAAGGAUGUGGUAGAAUAUAUUUCAUUGCAUAGGAGAAUUGGAGGACCUAAUUCCCUCACAUUCUGAACUCUCCAUGAACUAUGCACGACCAAACAGAAGGGUGAGCUCCAGCCCAGCUCUGCACUGUAACCUCUAUCUCAUUCCGUACACUGACCACUGACCCUGGACCUGUGAGCCUUGUGUCACACUUCAACAGCUAACUCCUGACCUGUUGACCUCGGGCACUGACUCAACCUGGGGACCUUGCGCGCCAUCACAUGUCCACAGCAGCAGCUCAUCUUGAUGUAAUUUUAAUGUGGGAUUUAACCCAAUCUUUGUUAAUAAACAGUAAUUAGUUGCUCCAUAAUGUCCUGGACUCAUCC
Messenger RNA from Pristis pectinata (smalltooth sawfish), 1464 nucleotides. It is a transcript of the gene adtrp1, whose product is annotated as androgen dependent TFPI regulating protein 1. Lineage: Eukaryota; Metazoa; Chordata; Chondrichthyes; Rhinopristiformes; Pristidae. Gene Ontology annotation, cellular component: membrane; endomembrane system. The transcript is spliced from 6 exons. The coding region runs from base 35 to 748 and encodes 237 amino acids. The record is from RefSeq and is a predicted model, not a curated record.